AUGGGGUCACCUCAAUUAAGUAUAUCCAGUCCUACUCCUGUUCAAAAUGGGCCUUAUCUGGAUCAAUUGGGAAGCCUACGAUCUGAACAAUUGUCAGGUAUGAAUGGUAUCAAACGGGACUUGGUGAACAAAAUUCGGAUAAAUAAGGGCUUAUUCGUUGGAGAAGUUCAAUGGUGCAGUAAUCUUUCGCUUCAUGAUUGGAAAAUUCAUCGCCUGGAGAUCGACAGUGGUGGCGGGCUCUGCCAUGCGGUCAGUGAAAAAAGUAUGGCGGAUUUGUCUGUUACAGGUACAGGCCUAGAAAAUUCCAACAAACCCAUCAUCAGACAUCUACAAGCUUGCAAGGUACAGCUUCUGGAUAAUAGUCAGGGUUCUUAUCCGGUUUUGAAAGUUGAAACAUACUACGCUACAACAUACAUGCAAGUAGCAGAUCGUGACACAUUUUUCGACUUGUUCGCAGCACUUGUUUUCUGGUCCAGUUUGAAGGAUAAGGGCAUUUUCAACAAAACUGCUGUGAUACAGCCGAUUGUUCCGAAGCAGCAGAAACCGGCUCCGCUUCUGGUAUGUCAAUUCAAUGUCUACACACGUAUCCCCAGAAACAAAAGCGUAUCACUUAAAGACAAUAUACCCGUACCGCCCUAUUCAAAUGAAACGUCAGCACCUGAAGAGUUUGGCUGGUUUUCGGCAAUGGGCAAACUGAGCUCUGACGGCAGGUUGGAUCUUCUUUUACAGAGUGACGGGUCGUUGCUUUGGUCUUUUGAUAUCACGGAACUUUUAAGAUCAGAAAUUCAAGUUCUUGAUCCGUGUCUUCUUCAAAAUGAUACAUUUUUAUUUUUGGGAGUAAUUCCAAAGCUAAGAGAUCAGUUAAAGGUGUCUCCAUCGUGUUCCUUCUCAGUGGGCUCGCACAAAGAUAAGUUCAACUCCUUCGGCAUAGUGUUACAGUUUCCUCUCAGAAUUGAUCUCGAAGACUGGCUUGUGGCUCUCAGCACCUUUGCUCAAGCUGAGACAGUGUCAUUGAUUGGAACAGACAAAUCUAACGAGUUGAGAAUUUCCAAUCGUUUCAAAAUUUCCAUUCUGGAGGCGGACUUCAGCGCAAUUAAUCUUACAAACUUUGAUAACGAAACUCAGUGCGAAAAUACUUCAGAACUAUACGUGGAAAUUUCGGUGUGGGAUCAUUGUUGGGCAAGGACAUCAAUUGUAUCGGAUGCGAAAUCUCCUUUUUGGCGGGAAGAGUUUGAUUUCAAUUUUUCUGUCAAGACUUCUCCAGUGUGCAUCAAAGUAAUGCUUGCCAUUGACGGAACAAGAUCCUACUCAUCACAGGACAAGGUACUGGGUGAAAUAGAAAUUACACAAGAGAUGAUCAACGACGGAAGUCUUAGUGCCGAAACGAGGAUUCCAAUAUUUGACGUCGAAAAUAAACAUUUCCAGUUGGGGACCUUGUGCAUAAAGGUGGCAUCGAGUCUGAAUGCAAUUCUUCCUUCAGUAAAUUUUAACAGGCUAGAAUCCAUGCUUUCACGCAUGAGCCUAACGAAAAUGACCGAUUACUUAUAUGAUAUUUCAAUUGCAGAUUAUCUCAAGUUGGAGGAUCUAUCGAUGGUUUUUCUGGACAUUUUUCAAACGGUCGACAGGACCAACGAUUGGUUCCAAGCAUUAGUUGAUAAGGAAUUCAAUGAGAUAGACACAAGCAUAUUGAAGAAGACUACGAAGAACCUAUCGUCUGCGAAUAUAUACAGUUCGCUGUUUAGGGGAAACUCAAUCCUCACAAAGUCAAUGGAGAAGUACUUCAAUCGUAUCGGUAAAGAAUAUCUCGAAAAGGCCAUCGGAGGUACUAUACGAAAGAUUGUUUUCUCGGACAUGUGCCUGGAGCUCGAUCCCAAUCGAAUCAGAGCGGAUGAAUUUGAGAAGGAAAACAUCAUUAGAGGGAACUACACGCGUCUUUUGAAGCUUGCCGAGGAACUAUGGGUGCGCAUUUACAAGACAAGCAAUGACCUUCCAUACGGAAUUAAGGAACAGCUCAAAGCAGUCAGAAAAAACAUUGAAGUAAUUUACAAGGACGACGAAUACAAAGUAAUCAUUAAUUGUGUCUCAGGGUUCCUCUUUCUGCGCUUCUUUUGUCCCGUAGUACUGAAUCCCAAGCUCUUCCAUAUAGUGGAUAAUCAUCCAGAAGAAGGUCCUAAGAGAACAUUGACAUUGUUGGCAAAGGUACUACUGAAUUUGUCAAAUCUUACACUUUUCGGCAAGAAAGAGCCAUGGAUGACUGAAAUGAAUUCAUUCAUAGCGAAACAUGAGGAUGAACUGAUUGACUACAUUGAUAAAGUAACAGAUAAAAAGCUCGAUUUCACCACCAAGACUCUUAAACUGAGUAGCAGCGUUGCUCGACCAAAGAUACCACUGAAUGCUGCCAUCCGAAACGAACUACCUACCAAUCCCUAUCUCAUUGACAGAUAUUUGAGGGAAACGGAGCUUAUAAGUGUUCUCUCGAUCUCGCGGCGGCACGAGGAAAAACAGCUCGAAGCACCUAGCACCGUGAGUAUGAACCGCCUUUCAAAGGAUCAUUCGUCUUCCGCGCCCAGUCCGACAAUCGGUCCGCCUAAUACAAAAAUCGGUGAGUUAGAGUUUGAAAAACUGACUCAAAACAAUGCUGAAAUAUUUGGUGAUGACCUACUUAAAUAUUUGGCAAUUGACUCGCAAGGUUCGCCGGUAGAGAAGAAACCAACACGCUCAGGAGCCGUCACUGAUUUGACAAAGAAUCUGGAGCAGGAGUCUUUACUUCUCUAUCACCGACUUGAGCACCUUACCCAAGUCUUGUCAGGUUAUGAGCAACCCAAUGAAUUGAUCCUGGGCAAAGCUGAAUUCGCCCUAUACCUCGUGGACCAUCUCUGCCUUGAUGAAAACCUUUACGUAAGGCUAGACCUUACAGGCAGCUACGCAAAGCACGACAAAGUGGACAAACUUUGCUCGGAUUCUUCAGCGUUCACGAAACUGCUCAACAGGCUACAGAGUCCUCCAGCCAGCAAACAUCCUUCAAGAAGCCACACGAUAAAGUCCAGCACGAAAUCCGGUUCUUUGAGGUCCAUGUCGUCUUUCAAGAAAAGCGCUGUGAGUUCCGAUUCGAAAAUAGACGAAAAAUCGGGAUUUAAAUUUCUUCGACUGUUCAAGAAAUGA
Lachancea sp. 'fantastica' is the source of this 3162-nucleotide messenger RNA. The record is from the annotation of a GenBank genome assembly. Lineage: Eukaryota; Fungi; Ascomycota; Saccharomycetes; Saccharomycetales; Saccharomycetaceae.